AUGAUGAUGUUUUAAUUCUAAAAAGCUUAAUACUCCUUAACGAAUACAGCAUUGAGUCAAUCAAACCAAAUCUUGAAAUAGUUGAUUUAAGGUAAAGAGUAAGAUGAAACAGAUAAUAAUUGCCUCACGUUUGGAAUAUGGUCAAAAUAUAAUCCAUUAAGUAAUACAAAUUUGAAAAACUCAUAUGAUUUGUUCGAAAGUAAUUGUUUUUAAGUAAUUAAUGCUUUCGAUUAUGUUACUCAAAGUCUAAUUUUUAUUUAUUAUGAUUGUGUUGAUCCAACGACAAAAGAAAUAAAAAAAUUUAUUUUUGGUUAUACAUAAAAUACUUAUUUUAUAUUUAAAUAACCUAUUGAACCUUCAGAAUAUGAAAAUAUAUGGUACUUUUUAUAAAUAAUCUCUUUCUAAUCUGAAUAAAAAUUAGAAUUUUCUCUUUAUUAUUAGAUUGAUAAUAUUUUUAGAUAAACUGUAAAUAUGAUUAUGCCAGCCAAAGAUUAAUAAAUAUUAAUUACAUUUGGAGGCAACUUAAAAAUAGAUAUUUAAGAUAUAGAAGAAUAUGCAAAAAUAUUUGCAGUCUUUCCAGGCUCUAUUGUUUUAUAAAAUUAUGAAAUGAAAAGAAUUCCAGCAUAAUUUAAUUUUUACGACUAAAUUACUUAAAGUUAUAAGAAAUUAAAAUAAUGUAUUUGUUAAUAUGAUUCAAAAAUUAUUUUUGAUGAUUCUCAUUUAAAAUAACUUGAUUAAAAAAUUUAUGUAUCAAAACAAAUUUAUUGUAAUUCAUAUACACUUAGUGGUUGGUUUUAAAUAUAAAAUCUUUAUUAAUAAUCUGAAGAGUUUACUUAUUAAUUUUUGAAAAUAAGUACUAAUUUAGAUAGAUUUCAGAAUGAAAAUUUAGUCACAUUUUAAUUUUUUUAUCAAAUCUCACCUAUUAAUAAUAAAAUACUUAUUACAACAUAUAAAUAUGAUUUUCCAAUUGUAACAUAAGACUUUGUAAAUAAUGAAUUUCUUAUUAAAAGAGAAUUUAUUAUAUCAAAUAAUCUUACUUGUUGGCAAUUUUUAUUUCUUAAUCUAGAUGAAAAUACAUUAGAUUUUUAAAUUACAUUUCAUGAUGAUCAAAAUAUUUAAACAUACUAAUCAUUAAUAGAUAUUAAAUAAUUUCAUGACUGUUAAUUUAAAAUAACAUAUGGAAAUAUAUAAUAAACAGAUUUAAAUUAUAUUGAUAUAAUUGUUAGAAAUAUGAUAUUUACAAACUGUAUUUAAUAUAAAACAUUGGUAAAAUGUCAUCUUAGUUGUAAAGAAUGUGAUGGUCCUAGUUAAUAUAAUUGUUUAACUUGUUCUGAAGAAUCAAAUAGAAUAUAUAUUCCAGAAUUUAAGCGUUGUGUUUGUCCAUAUUCAUCAAUCGAUUAAGAAAAUGAAUGUAUUAAUUAUCGAGACUAAAGAUUAAGGUUAGAUUACAAAGAGAAAAGGAAUUAAAAAUGUGAAUAGGGUUUUUUUGAAUUAGAUGGUGAUUGUUUUAAAUGGUAAUUUAUAAUUAUUUAUAUUUAUUAGUCCAUCAAGAAUAAAAGAAAAUUUGAUAACUUGCUCUGAAUGUUAUUUAAACGUUCAAACGUGGAGAAAUGCUCCUAUAUGUUCUCAAUAUUUAGUAUAUGAUAAAUAAUAUCAAUACUUAUUGUAUCAGCAAUUACUAAAUGUAUAUCUUUUUGAUGGUUCAGAUCUUCUCUUUUAUCAAAAUUCUUUAGAGAUGAAUUAAGGUAAUAUUCAAGAUGAGUUAUUACUUUAUAACUAGUAUAAUUUGAAUAUUAAUCCCUUUUAGUUUUUUUGUAACAAAUAGUCAGAUAGAAUUUAUGAUGAAAAUUCUUGUUAUGAAUGCCUAAUUAAAUAAUGUCUAGUUUGUGGUCUUUAAAUUGAUAAUUACAUUUGCCUUAAAUGUGAAAAAGAAUAUAAAUUAUAAGAUGGUAAAUGUAUUUCAAGUUAUGUAAAUUUUAAUCAUACUUCAUGUUAACCACCAUAUUAUGCAACAUUUAAGAGGAAAUGUGAAUUAUGUCAAUUGAAAAAUUGUCUUUAUUGUUUUGAGUAUUUUAAAAACUAUGAUGAAUUUGGAUUUACAAUUGAAUAUGAAAAAAAUAUUGUUUUGCCUUUUCAUACUUAAUAUAAAGGUGCUGGUUGUUUAUUAUGUGAAAAAGGCUUUAAUUUUGAUUUCAGUUUAGGUGUUUGUUUAGAUAGAGUUCCAACAAUUAAAAAUUGUUUAACAUCUUGUGUUAGUAUAAGAAAUGAGGAAUUAUGUAUUGCAUCUUCUUUAGAUAAUUUUUAAGUUUCUAGAGAAAUUACUAUUUGUGAUUCAUAUAUACCAAAUUGUUAAGAAUGUUUCUUAGAUUAUCUUAAAGUUGUAAAAUGUAUUUCAUGUAUAUCUGGUUUUGAAUUACAAAUAGGAUAAUGUUAUUAAAAUUAAGAAUAAAUACCAAAUAAUUAAUAAACAUUUUGGAAUUUGAAAAUAUAAAGUUUCUUAAUUAAUAUAGUUUAUGAUGCUGAAUAAGACUAAAAAAUUAUAAAAUUAACUCAAUGUGGAAAAAAUUGUAAUUCUUGUGUAUUAUCAUUUGGUGAGUAUAAGUGUGAAGAAUGUGAUAAAAAAAGUAUUGAUUAAUAAAUUUGGUUUUAGUAUGAGAUGUGUGAAUAAUGUUCUCAAAUUUGUUAAGUUUGUUAAAUACGUGAAGAGCGAGAGAUUGAGGUAAAUAUAAUAUUAUUAUAAUAAGAAAUUUGCCCCACUACUAUCAACUUAAUACUAUAAUACUAUUUACACUAGGUUUUGCUUAAAACCUAAAAUAGAUCCUUCAAUUUAUUAUGAUCCUUAUUAUAAGUCAGUCAAAUAUUGUGAGAAUGCUGACUGUAAUAACGAACUUACUUAUGAAGUCUUUUAAAUGAGUUGCAAUUUCGAAAGAUUUCCAAGAGAUUUAGAUUAUUUUCGUAUAAGUCCUGAAUAUUUAAAUGGUAUUGGAGCUGAUUCUAUUACAAUUAUUAUCAAAAUGGAAGUAGAAGAUGAAAUUUGCAUUCUUAUGCCAACUUUAUAAUCAACAGCCUCUUUAAAAUAAGUUAUUUUUACUUUAAAAACUGUUCAUUUUUAAUUAAUAUCAUCAUAUCCCUUCAAAAUGGAAAUUUAUAAUCCUUUUUCAAUUGAAGAAUAUGAUUCCUUUACUAUGAUUGGUUUUAAUCUAAUCUUAGUUAAUUUUGAUACAAUAUAUUUUAAUUUAAAAAAUAAAAUUAAUUAAGUCGAUAUCAAAUUUAUAAAUCUUACUAUUAUAGAUAGUUAAAUAAAAAAUGUUUAAUCACUAUUUAAAGCGGAUCAAUUUGGUGAUGUAGAAUUAUAGAAUAUAUCUAUUAUCAACACAUAAUUUACUAAUUCAUCAUUAUUCAACUUUAAUUAAUUUAGUUUAAAUGGUGUAAUCAAUAUCAAUUCAAUAUAUAUUUAUAAUUGCACUUUUAUAGAUUCAAUUCUGUUUGAAUUUUCUUCUACUAAAUUUACUAUUCAAUUCUAAAAUGUAACAAUAGAUUUAUGUCAUUUAUCAAAUUCAUCUAUUUUUUAUUUUAGAUCUAACAGUCUUCUCUAAGUAAGUUUAUACCUUAUUACCAUUUAAAUAUUUUAAACUAAUUUUUAUAGCUCUUAGUUUUUUUUCUGCUCUUAAUUUAUAGGUGUUAUUGCUCUAAAAAUAAUCUUUAAUAAUAACUAUUUAUAAAAUUCAGUUAUUCUUGGAUUUAGUUCUCAUUUAGAGUCAUCUUAUAUUGAUAUUAAAAACAAUACUUUUAUUGAAUCAUAAUUUAUCUCAACUAUUUAAAUUAUCAAUUAAGAUUCAAUUCUAUGUAGUAUUAAAGAAUUGCUUAUUAAAAACAAUAAUUUUCAAAAUUCUAAUUUAUUUAGAUUUUUUUCAAAUUUUCAAGCUAAUGAUUUACUUGUUAUUAUUUAAAAUGUUCUCAUUUAAUUUAAUGAAGGAAGUAUUAACACUGAUUAACUUAGUUAUUUAUUUAACAUUAAUAGUAAAAAAAUGAUUCUUUAAAAUUUUGUUAUUAAUGAUAAUUUCAGAACCUAUAUUCUAUAUCUAUACGAUAGUGCUGAUAUUUAGCUUUUAAAUUAUACUUUUAGAAAUUCCUAGAUUUAACUUAAAGUAUCUUCAUAAUCUAAUUGUUUAUCAAAAUUAAAUAUUUAAAACUAAUUAUUACAAAUAGUUGGAUUUGAUAAAAUUAUGAUUUCUAAUUUUAAGAUUUUUAAUUUACAAAGUAUAGAUGAAUCUAUAAUUAAAAUUAUGUCUAGCAGUUAAUAUUAUUAAGAAUAAGUUGGAUAAAUAAAAUUAAUAAAUUUAGAAUUUAAUGGAAAUCUUUUACUUUCUCUUAAUUCAAUCAUUUACUUCUCGCUUGUAUCAAUUAUUUCUGAUAAAAAUUUAGAUAUUCAAAUUGAAAAUGUAUUAUUUUAUAAAAAUAUUAUGCAUGUGUAUAAUGAAAAUUCAUUAAAAGAUUCUGCAGCAUUAAUAUAUAUUGCAACUUUACAAAGUACAAUCUUGAUUGAAAAUUUACAUUGCAAUUAAAAUGCAAUGACUAAUUCAUCUAAUUCUUUUAUUAAUAUUGCCUCAAAAAACUUAAAAAUUAAUAAUUUAUUAGUAUAAAAUCAUAAUGUAUUACCUAUAAAAGUUUGGAAUGAUUAUUAUGAUUUAACUGUAGUAGAUUAAGAAGAUAUUAAAAUAUUGAUUAUGUAGAUUUUUCACAUAAAAACUAUUGGUGGUGUUGCCUACAUUUAAGCAGCAAAUUUUAUAUGUAAAAAUGUAACCAUCGAAAAAAUAAUAGCAGCAAAAAGUUCAGUAUUUGAUAUUCUAACUUCGAAUGAAGGAAUUAUUUUGAUAUCAAAUUUAAAUGUUCAUUAAACGAUCAAUAAUCUUUAGGAAAAAAUUGACAGUUCAGGAUGCAUUAGUGUAAAUUCUUAAUAUAGUUCAUUGAAUUUUACAAUUAUUCAAGCAAACUUUUAAAAUAUUGUUAAUCGAAUGUCUUCAGCCAUUUUAACAAUAAUCCCUUCUUUAAUUAGCAAUAAAUUAAUUUUCUAAAGUUUGACGAUAAUUGACUGUGUUUCAUUAAAAAAUUAAAUUGUUAAAAUUUUAUUCCUUUCAUAAAUUAAUAAAUAAAAUUCAAUUUCUUUUUUUGAUUUAAAGAUUAUUUAAAAUAAAGAUGCUUGGAUAAAUCUUUUCUCAGAUAUUGGAGAAUUAUAGCAAAAUGAAAUAAUAGAAAUAACUGGAAAUGAUAAUGCUUUAAUUUAUUUAGAAAACUGCGAUAUGACAUUAAAAAAUAUUUAUAUUGAAGGAAUGCUUUUUUCAAGGGCAAUCAAACUAAAUAAUAUAAAUAAUUUAGUCAUGUUUAAUUGUUAUUUUUAAAAUAUAUUAAGUAUUUUCACAUAAAAUCUCAUAUCUAUAAGUUUAACAACAUAAUAGAAAUGUAAAAUUUCCUUAAAAGCAGUAAAUUUUUUCAAAGCCUCUAUGUAUAAUGCUAAAAUGGAAUAAAAUUAAGUUAAAUAAUAAUAAAAAAGUUAAUAUUUAAUUUCUGGAUGUUCUAUAAUUUAAUCUUCUUCCUAAUUUUAACCAUAAGAUUAUUUUUACAACAAUAUAAUUUACCUUACAUAAUCAUUAGUAUAACCAACCUCAAUUCUAUAUAUUUAGAGCUAAUCAAAUUAAACAAUUUUAUUAUUUGAUAUGGUAAAUUUUGAAAAUAAUAAUUAUUCUGCUAGUUAAGAUGGAAUCAUACAUUUUGAUGAAAUAAAUUUUCAUAGAUUAAAAAUUUUGAGAUUAAAUUGUAAUUUUAAUUAAAUAAAGAACUAUGGAUGUUUAAAUAUAAUAAGUAAUAGUAAUACUUCAUAAUAAGUAUAAAUUGAAAACUCAAACUUUAUCUAAAAUAUUGGAACUUAAGGAAUAGCAAUAAAAGGAAGUGAGGUUUUUUUAAAGUUAGAUUAAUGUAAAAUAGUAUUAAAUAUUGCCCUUUCUUAAGGUGGUGGUUUAUAUUUGCAACUGAAUACAAAAUAGUUUUUCAUUUUAAACACUAUACUAAUUAAUAAUAAAGCUUAAGAAGGUGGAGGAAUUUACUUUGAAGAUGACAAUGAUCUUAUAAAAAAGAAAUUUCUUCACACUUUUCUAAAUUUCAACACAGCAUAAAUUUAUGGUAAUAAUCUAGUGGAACAUCCUGAUCAUUUGACUAUUUAUAUUAAUUCAAAGGAAAUGUCAUCUAGUUAUUAAAUGAAGAAUAAUAUAUCAACUAGAGUUCUAAAAAUAAAGCCAUAAAAAGUUAUAGAAUAGGGAAAAUCAAUUAUUUCAGAUAUGUUCAUGAUUCCUAGCACAUAAGUCAUUAAUUCUUAUUAAAUAUUUAUUUUAAAAUAGGCUGCUUUUAUAAAUUACAUAAAGAAUAUAAAUAUUUAUUUUUUAAAUAGUAAGGGAGAAUUACUUUUUAAUCUUUAAAAUUCAACAUGUUAAGUAGCAGAUCUAAUAGUAAAAUCAGAUAAUCAAGAAAUAUAAGGAUCUACUAUUUAUGAGAUAUUAUAAUUUUAAGCUACUAGUAAUAACUUUGAAUUAGGUACAUUAGCUUUUCGUCUUGAUCCAUAUUAAAACGAAUAAAGUCAUUUAUAAAUUUAAAUAUCAUGCAAAACAUAAAAAACUUAAAAUGAAUUAAAAUAUAUCAUUAAUGCAAAAAGUUUUAAAUGUCAAUUAGGAGAAUUCUAUAUUGAAAAUGGUUGCUAAAUGUGCAAAUCAAGUUAAGGAUUUUAUAGUGUAACUUAUGAUGCAAUUAAAUGUUCUAUUUAUGAUAAAACUAAAUUCUAAAGUAUUAAUUCAAACAUGAUAAAUUUACGAUAAGGAUAUUGGAGACCUAAUCAUUUAUCUGAUUAUACAGAGGAAUGUUAUAAAAAUACUGAAUUUUGUUUAGGAGGAUGGCAAGUCGGUGAUAUUACAUGUAAAGUAGGACAUAUUGGAGCUUUGUGUGAAAUAUGUGAUAUAUAUAAUAUUAGGGGACAUGGAUAAUUUUUUAAAAAUCAAUAAAAUUUAAAUUGUCUCUCAUGUUCUGGAGAUGAAAGCAGUAUCUUUCCAUUUUUAUUAGCUCUAUUUUAGUAAAUAUUAUUUUUAAAAUUAGAGUAUUGUUAUCUAUAACUUUAACCUUAAAAAGUAUCAAUAAGUCAAAUUUAUUAUUCAGUUCCCUUAGAAUUUUCUAAAAAUUUAGCAAAAUUAUAUUUAAACUUAAUUAAGGUAAUUCUAAAUUUAAAAUUAGAUCAUGAAGGUAUAUUAAUUAAAAUCUUAUUAAAUUAUUUAUGGAUUUUUUCAUCAAUAUUUUCUUUUAACAUCUAAUUUUCAUUUUCAAUCUAUUUUAUUGAAUAAUCUAGUAAUAGCUUUUAUUUUAUGGUCAAUAAUUUAGAUUGUUAUUUAUCAGAUAUACAAAUACACUUAAUUUAUUUUAAGGUUUUUUUCAUAUUGUUAUUAAUGUUGCUAUAAUUUUAUUUUAUACUUGUACUCUCAUUUUUGUAUCACAAACUAUUAAAACGAAAUAUGGAUAACAGUCUACUUUCAAGUACAUUGCUAUACUUAUAUUUAUUUAAUUAUGGAGGAUUAAUAAAAAUGUAUAAAUAUUUUAUUUUACUACUUAGGUUAUGUUCAUCUCUAUCUGUUAGAUAAAUAUCAAAUAUUAAUUAUAUACAAGGAGAUGUUUCUCUAUUAUUUGAUAAAGAAGAACAUUAUUUAUGGAUUUACUUUUUAAUCAUACCACUUUUAUUUAUUUUUGGUUGUUUAUUACCGUUUUCCUUAUUUUUAAUGAUGUUUAUGAAUAGACAUCAAUUAGAUAAAAUUAAAUUCAGAAAACAUAUCUGUUAUUUAUUUAAUGAAUACCAUGAAAAAACAUAUUAUUGGGAAUAAAUUAAAUUAAUUUAAAAAGCCAUUAUAAUUUUAAUAACAACUAAUUUUGAAAACAAUUUAUUAAUAAAGACAGCUUUUUUAGGAUUAUGCCUACAUAUAUACCAAAUCUUAGCCAUUAAGAAAAAACCUUAUAUUAUUUCCAAAUUUAAUAAUUUAGAUUUGUAAUCAGGAUAAAUUUGUUUAAUUUCUAUUUUUCUUGCUGCCUCUUAAUAUGAGAGUUAAGUUUUGUAAAAUCACUUUUUUUCAAUGUGUCUUUAAAUUAUAUUGAUUUUAUUAUUAUUUAGACUUAGUUAUCCUUUUAUUUUAAAUAUUGCCACUAUUUACUAUUAAAAAUAUGCAUUUUUCUUUUUGAAAAUAAUUCAUUAAUUUUUAAAUCGUCAAAAAUUAUACCUCAAAUAUGUUAAAAAAUGUGGGCUUUUUCUAGAUAAGAAAAUUAAAAAAAAAGAACAAUUGCAAAUGAAUAUUCUCAAAAUUAGAUAAUUAGUAUUGAAUAAAAUUGAAACUGAAAAAAAAGAAAUUACAUCAUCAAACAUUUAGAUUGUAAAAUCUUUUUCAAGAAGGCAUCUUUUUAAAACAGUGAUAAACAGCAAGGCCUCUCUUGUUGAAAUAAAUAAUUAAUUAUGA
This is a messenger RNA of Paramecium sonneborni, 8534 nucleotides long. Lineage: Eukaryota; Ciliophora; Oligohymenophorea; Peniculida; Parameciidae. The record is from the annotation of a GenBank genome assembly.